AUGGCCAGACCGUACCAUGUGGUAGUGGUCCUAUUGCUGCUGGAAAGUUCCGUCAGGUUUGGAGAAGGAGCUUCUAAUCCUGGAGUUGUGGCCAGGAUCACCACAAAAGGCCUGGAAUAUGCAAACCAGUAUGCAGUGGCCACCCUGAGAAAGGAGCUGCUGGCCAUCAGGUUGCCUGACUUCUCAGGAAACUUCAAGAUUGGUUGGUUUGGACGGGUGAGCUACAAUUUUCACAGCCUGAAGAUCCAUCGCUUCGAGGUCCGAAACUCAGAUCUGAGUCUACUUCCAGGGCUGGGAAUCAGGGCUUCCCUGUCCAACAACGAUCUGUCUUUGGGUGGGAACUGGAAGGUGAAAAAAGGAUUCAUCAACCUGAAAGGCUCAUUUGAUCUGAAGGUGGAUGGCAUUUCCAUCUCAGUCUCUCUGAACUUGGGCAAGGACGAGACUGGACGACCCACUGCCUCCGUACACCACUGCAGCAACUCCAUUGGCCGUGUGAGCGUCCGCAUUUCUGGAAGCUUAAAGUAAGUGACCUCAGCACACUGGCUAGAGAUAGUGCUGCCACAGUAACAUGCUCAACCUUCAUUCAGCCCCUCUAACAGGCAGAAGAGCAAGAUUUCAAGGGUCUUCAGGAGCAGGAGUCCGUGGGCCAAAUUCAGCCUGCCACCUGUUUCUGUAAAUAAGAUGUUAUGGAAACAUAGCCACG
This is a messenger RNA of Marmota flaviventris (yellow-bellied marmot), 703 nucleotides long. The record is from RefSeq and is a predicted model, not a curated record. Lineage: Eukaryota; Metazoa; Chordata; Mammalia; Rodentia; Sciuridae.